GGCUAGGGCUCUCCAAGCGCUUCCGCGUUGGGCCGGGUCCCCAGGCGGCGGCGGGGGCGCGGGGCUCAGGGUGCGGGGCCUCCCCGCUCUUCCGCAGCCCGGCUGUGGCGGCUCCGCGCGGGGCCCAGGGCGCCGAUGGCCUCCGAGGACCUGACGAGGGCGCUGGCGGCCGUGCUGGGGGGCAGGGGGCUGCAGGUGCAGAACUGGGAUUCGGGGCCCGCCGGUGGGAAGCCGCCGCCCCCGGCCCGGCUGCGAGCAAACGUGUCCUACGUGGUGUUGGCCGUGUUCCUCAACGAGAAGGAUGAAGUGCUCCUGAUCCAGGAGGCCAAGCGUGAGUGCCGGGGCGCGUGGUACCUGCCGGCGGGGAGGAUGGAGCCUGGGGAAACCAUUGUGGAAGCUCUGCGGCGGGAAGUGAAGGAAGAGGCUGGGCUGCAGUGCGAACCAGUGACUCUGCUGGCCGUGGAAGAGCGGGGCCCCAGCUGGGUCCGUUUUGUGUUCCUGGCUCGCCCCACAGGUGGAAUUCUCAAAACUUCCAAGGAGGCAGACGCUGAGUCCCUGCAGGCUGGCUGGUUCCCACGCACCUCCCUGGCCACGCCACUACGUGCCCAUGACACCGUGCACCUGCUAGAGCUGGCUGCCCAGUACCUCCAGCAAGCCUGGCACCCUCCCUUGCUGCCCCAGGAGCUUCCCUGCAGUGUGGUGUGCCAGCGGCUCAUAGCUGUCUUCAUCGGUGUCCAGACGCUGUGGGUGCUGGUGGGCACGGUGGGGACACCUCACCUGCCUGUCACUGUUUGUGACUUCACCCCCGCAGAGCAGAGGGGCGGCCUCAAGGUGGCCGUCCUGCGGCUGCUCCAGGAGUGCCUGACCCUGCACACCUUGACAGUGGAACCCAAGGGUGUGUUGGGGCUGCAGCACCUGGGCAGGGACGGCUCAGACGGCAUCUGCCUGGACGUGCUGGUGGCCGUGGCCUUCCACAGUGCAGGUGUCCGAGCCGAGGAGCCCCCGAAAGUUCGGGGUGAGAACUACGCUUGGUGGAAGGUGGCAGACGAGGACCUGCAGAGCCAGCUCCGCCAGAGACUGCGCGAUUGCUCAGUGGUGCCGUUGAACCGAUAAGAAGCCCGAAGCCAGCAUGGGCAGAAAGAGGAAGUGUGGGGGGCUCUUGCCUGCGCUUGCCUCCUGGCCCAGGAAGCCCAGCCAGCAACAGCAGCUCGCCUGUGAGGUAAUGCCUGGUGCCGCCUGCCCGCCCUGUGUGCUCCUACAGGUCAGGACAUAUUUGAGCCCCAGGGUGGGGCUGCCGCCCGCCUGCCUGCCCACCCGCCACAGAGGGCAUGCAGGGAGAAGGCCACCAGAUGCCUGUGCCUCGGCCCCUUGCUGCCAGGCCUCUCCAUCAGUAUACCCUGAGUAGUCCCCGCUGGCCCAAGGAGGAAGGGUGUUCCCUCGGGAUCACCAGACACGGGGCAGGACCCAGCCUCCCUGGUCUCUGACCUCUCUGCCCAGGUGUGCUGGACCUGCCGAGACGGGUUCAGGAGGCGCCAGAGAACAC
Molecule: messenger RNA, 1543 nt
Organism: Ochotona princeps (American pika)
Lineage: Eukaryota; Metazoa; Chordata; Mammalia; Lagomorpha; Ochotonidae
Gene: NUDT18
Product: nudix hydrolase 18
Exons: 4
Coding region: 136-1113 (325 amino acids)
Molecular function (GO): magnesium ion binding; 8-oxo-GDP phosphatase activity; 8-oxo-dGDP phosphatase activity
Source: RefSeq, a predicted model, not a curated record